UACGACAAGAGCGGUGUCACCGAAGACACGCCAAACUUCAGGUCGCGACCCGAUUAUAGCAGUUUCAAGCGCUUUGAUUUUGACCCCUUCGACACCUAUACCUUUACCAGCGGUUCCGGUGGACAACAGUAUCACUUCAAUUUUAACGCUCCCAACACUUACCACAAGAUGACCAUAACUGCCAGGGCUUACGAGAACAACGUUAUCCCGGCCUCGCAUUCGCGGCCGUAUUUAAUACUAUUCUACGGCGACCUAUGCUUCGCGUGCCUACAAAUGGAGACCUAUUGGCAGAAGAUUGUCACCGAUUUGGAACCGCUGGGCGUCGGGUUUGCGACCAUUCAUUCGCAACACGAGAGCAAAUUGGCCCGAAAGCUGUCCGUACAGACACUGCCGUACAUCAUGUCUCUGGUGGAGGGCGAGCCGCGCGCCUAUCGGGAGCCGCAAAUCAGUUUACCGAAUAUCGUUGAAUUCAUUCGCAGAUCACUGCCCAAAGAUCUGGUCCAAGAGGUGACUGACAGUAAUUACGAGCAGUUCCUGAAUGGAUGGCACGACAACAGAGUGCGGACACUGUUUGUCACCGAAGAGUCAAAUAUUAGACUUCGGUACCAAUUGAUUGCCUACGAGUUCCGGGAGCGCAUAGCCUUCGCACACGUGACCGGCAACGAGGCCUCCCGACAGAUACUCACCCGUUAUCGAGUGGACCCGAAGAUGAACUCAAUGCUCAUAUUCAACGAAGACAUCACCCGAACCACAGCCACGUUAUCGGUGUUUGAACUCAAGCCUCAACUCAUGCGCGACGUUCUCGAGUCCAAUAAGUUUUUGCUUUUGCCACGACUGGCCUCUCAGGCAAUGUUCGACCAGUUGUGUCCGACAGAGAGUGUCCGCUCCCGGCGUCGACUGUGCGUA
Medioppia subpectinata is the source of this 906-nucleotide messenger RNA. The record is from the annotation of a GenBank genome assembly. Lineage: Eukaryota; Metazoa; Arthropoda; Arachnida; Sarcoptiformes; Oppiidae.